GCUUACCCCAGCCUUCCCGUUCACACGCAUCCCAUUUCUCUUUCAGCAAUACAAAAUUCCCAAACUGCCCGUGCUCUCCGCCAUGGCGGACAAUAACAGACAAGGAAGAAACAGCUCCGGCAACAGGAGCCAGCCAAGCCGGUUACAACGGCGAGCUCCGGCGUCAAUUCAGAUUAAUAGAGUGACCGACUGGAACGUGGCUAUACCUCUAUUGUCGCCGUUGAUUACGUCACCGACGUCGCCCGGGUCAACCAAUCUAACGGCUGAGAUUAAAUCGAGAUCGGGUGGUGGCGUAGAGGAGUCGGAGAAGAAGGAAAAGCUGCAGCCCGGCGUUAGUGCAGCGACGUCGUUCAAGAAAUGGCAGCAUCCGGCAGCUCCGUUUUGUUAUGAGCCAGCUCCGUUAGUGCCGUUUGUUUGUACCGCGGGAUUUGGCGUAGAUAGAUAGCAGAAAUACACAUAGUAGAUGGAGUUUAGCCUUUUCUUUGUUCAUAAAUAUUUAACGGAGUUAAGAGUUACUACUUUCUAUAGUGGGGAUAAAUGCAGGGGUGAUUUUGCAACCAUACUUUUUGUGGUGUUAACUGGACAUAAUAGUUUAUACAUCGUCUCUGAUUUUUGUUGCCCCUUCUAAAAUUGUGAUUAGUUUUGGUUAUUAUUGAAGUUUCAGAAGAUUGUUGUUUUUUU
This is a messenger RNA of Coffea eugenioides, 681 nucleotides long. RefSeq lists its product as uncharacterized. The coding region runs from base 83 to 445 and encodes 120 amino acids. The record is from RefSeq and is a predicted model, not a curated record. NCBI's taxonomy places the organism in Eukaryota, Viridiplantae, Streptophyta, Magnoliopsida, Gentianales, Rubiaceae. Gene Ontology annotation, cellular component: cytoplasm; nucleus. The transcript has a single exon.